Fomitiporia mediterranea MF3/22 is the source of this 1507-nucleotide messenger RNA. Its product is annotated as NAP-domain-containing protein. Gene Ontology annotation, biological process: nucleosome assembly. Bases 11 to 1285 code for a protein of 424 amino acids. Gene Ontology annotation, molecular function: chromatin binding; histone binding. The transcript is spliced from 4 exons. The record is from RefSeq and is a predicted model, not a curated record. NCBI's taxonomy places the organism in Eukaryota, Fungi, Basidiomycota, Agaricomycetes, Hymenochaetales, Hymenochaetaceae. Gene Ontology annotation, cellular component: chromatin; nucleus.
GCCAUCCAUCAUGUCCACCAACCCCAGCUCUAGCACUCCCAUAAGAAAGGCAACCGGUGCCGACUUCUCCCUUACCGCCCCUACUCCGCAAAAUACCCCGCUCUCGCAAGCACCCAUCUCCUCAGGGCUAGGCCUCACCCGUCCAGGAGUCGAUGACAUCCUCGAGGAGUACGAAGCAGAGGAGAAGGAAAACGCAAAGGAACUUGCCAAAGUACUGCAAAGUACUGCUGCACGUUCGGCACUUACGAGCAUCGUGCAGCAAAGGUUAGCGAAACUAGUUGGACAGAGUUCUGGCUAUGUGGAGGGCCUCCCUAUACCAGUCAAGAGGAGCCUUGUCGCGUUACAUGCUGUACAAGCGAAACAAGUUGACUUGCAGAAGGACUUCAAAAAGGAGGUUUGGGAAUUAGAAAAGAAGUAUCUUGAACGGACAAAGCCACUUUAUGACAGACGCGCAGCCAUUGUCUCCGGAUCAUCAGCUCCAACAGUUGAAGAAAUCGAAGCGGGUGAAGCGGAAGCAAUUAAGGACGACGAGGACCAUGAGCGUCUGCCGAAGUUAGAGCCAGGCACGAAUCCGGAGAAAGCACCUAUACCAGACUUCUGGCUUAAUGUUCUCCGCAAUCACUCCGGCGUCGAGGUACUUCUUUCUAGUCGGGAUCAGGAUGCAUUGAAGCACUUGAAAGACGUGCAAUUGUCAUAUCUCACUUCCCCUAUCAAGCAAGAAGAAGGUGAAACAGAACAGAACAAGGAGCAGACCCAGCUAGGAUUCAAGCUUUUGUUCUUUUUCUCGCCGAACGAUUAUUUCGAGAACGAAGUGCUGGAAAAGACGUAUCUCUACAAGACUGAAAUCGACUGGGCGGGAGACUUCCAAUAUGAUCAUGCGAUUGGGACUACGAUACGGUGGAAGAGUGAAGACAAGGAUUUAACGAAGGACAUUCAGACAAAGACACAGAGGUCCAAGAAAACCAACCGUACGCGCACAGUGAAACGUGCAGUAGACGUCGAGUCGUUCUUCAAAUUCUUCGGUCCGCCUCAACCCCCCUCUGAUGAAGACGUAGAGAAUGGCGGACUCGACGAAGAUGACUUGAGUGAACGGGAGGCAGAACUUAUGAUCGACUUCCAAUUGGGUGAUGACUUUAGAGAUAGGAUUAUCCCACAUGCAGUGGACUACUACACGGGCAAAGCCCUAGAAUGGGACGACGAAGGCUCCGACUGGGAAGACGACGACGCCGAUCUUGAUUCUGACAUUGACGAAGAGGAGGAUGAAGAAGAAACUGAUGAAGAGUAACGCUGUAUUGGUCCAUGGGUGGCAUGCUGAUCUGGAUGCUAACGCAAAUAUUAAAUUUACGAUAAGAGUAAAAGGUUCCUGUGUACGAUACAGCUAGCUUGUUAUUUUUCUCGGGAAUACCUUUUUACGAGAAGAUAUUUUGUAUUUUCCGUCGAUAUGCCCCAUACCUCUUAAUACCUGAUUUGAGAUCGAUAAUUUACUUAUAGCAUACACGAGCAUUUU